This is a messenger RNA of Platichthys flesus (European flounder), 2637 nucleotides long. RefSeq names its product FYN proto-oncogene, Src family tyrosine kinase b (gene fynb). NCBI's taxonomy places the organism in Eukaryota, Metazoa, Chordata, Actinopteri, Pleuronectiformes, Pleuronectidae. The coding region runs from base 521 to 2293 and encodes 590 amino acids. The record is from RefSeq and is a predicted model, not a curated record. Gene Ontology annotation, cellular component: extrinsic component of cytoplasmic side of plasma membrane. The transcript has 14 exons. Gene Ontology annotation, molecular function: non-membrane spanning protein tyrosine kinase activity; signaling receptor binding; ATP binding. Gene Ontology annotation, biological process: cell surface receptor protein tyrosine kinase signaling pathway; T cell receptor signaling pathway; protein phosphorylation.
GUUUUAAACAAUCAUCAAAACAUUGACAUAUAACGACACUUCUUUGAGUAAGGCAGUUAAAAGGCUCUAUUUUUUCAAGAGGUUUGUGGCAAUUUCUUUUCCAUUAAGUUAAAUAAUUAGCACAGAUUUGUGUCCUCUGCCCCUAGCACGUCACAUCUCGACGGCAUAAAACCGCGAAACCCUACCUAUACCUGUUUUUUCCCUCCGCCGAUGGGUUGGGUUGUGAGUUUUUUUGUACGCGCGUAGGAAUAUGUCCUUUAGCCCGUGAAGGCAGCAGCGCUCUCGCCGUGGCCCUGCUGAUAUCAGGGCUGAGCGCCAUCACCAGCUGACACAAGCAGGAGGCAGCGCGGGGACACCAGCUCCACCGCAGCAGCUCCACAGUCAUCUCACAGAGGAGGCGAUGGGAGGCAGCGCCGCGCACCACUAGACGCGCUUCCACCGGGCCUCUGUUUUGGCGUCACACAAAGCAAUGUGGAGAAAAUAAAGAACCUGAUACGCUGAAAACCAGAGAUUAUAGAGAAUGGGCUGUGUCCAAUGCAAGGAUAAGGAAGCAACCAAAUUUACAGAAGACAGAGAUACCAGCAUCUCCCAGGGACCCGGCUACCGCUAUGGGGCCGACCCCACACCACAGCACUACCCCAGUUUCGGGGUCAACGCCAUCCCCAACUAUAACAACUUCCAUGCCCCAGUUGGACAGGGGAUGACCGUCUUCGGUGGGGUCAGCACUUCCUCUCACACUGGAACCCUUAGAACCCGCGUUGGGACGGCAGGAGUCACCCUCUUUGUGGCACUUUACGACUACGAGGCGCGGACAGAAGAUGACCUCACCUUCAGGAAAGGAGAAAGGUUCCAGAUUAUCAACAGCACCGAAGGGGACUGGUGGGACGCUCGCUCGCUCACCUCUGGUGGCAGCGGCUUCAUUCCCAGUAAUUAUGUGGCUCCAGUGGACUCGAUCCAGGCUGAGGACUGGUACUUUGGUAAACUGGGCCGUAAGGAUGCAGAGAGGCAGCUGCUGUCCACAGGCAACUCAAGAGGCACCUAUCUCAUUCGGGAGAGUGAAACCACAAAGGGUGCAUUCUCCUUGUCCAUAAGAGACUGGGACGAUGUAAAAGGUGACCACGUCAAGCACUAUAAGAUUCGUAAGCUCGACAGCGGCGGUUACUACAUCACCACCAGGGCUCAGUUUGACGCGUUGCAGCAACUCGUUCAGCACUACUCAGACCGAGCUGCUGGGCUCUGCUGUCGCUUGGUGGUUCCCUGCCACAAAGGGAUGCCCCGCCUCGCCGACCUGUCCGUCAAAACCAAAGACGUGUGGGAGAUCCCACGGGAGUCACUGCAGCUAAUCAAGCGUCUUGGGAAUGGGCAGUUUGGGGAGGUCUGGAUUGAGAGUGCGGAUGGUUUGUGCUUUAAUUUAACGGGCGUGUGUGUGAACUACAUCCCUGACACUGUGGGCUUGAAUCACGAUUCCUGGGAGAUCGCCAGACACACACUUGAAUUGGAAGUAAAGCUGGGAACAGGAUGUUUUGCUGAAGUGUUUUAUGGAACGUGGAAUGGCACCACUAAGGUGGCGGUGAAGACUCUAAAGCCUGGCACCAUGUCUCCAGAGUCCUUCCUGGAGGAGGCUCAGAUCAUGAAGAAACUCCGCCAUGACAAGCUCGUGCAGCUCUACGCCGUGGUGUCUGAGGAGCCCAUUUACAUUGUCACAGAAUACAUGGGCAAAGGAAGCCUGCUGGAGUUCAUGAAGGACGGAGAAGGACGGGGGUUGAAGCUGCCAAACCUGGUGGACAUGGCGGCACAGGUGGCAGGAGGCAUGGCCUACAUUGAGAGGAUGAACUACAUCCACCGAGACCUGCGCUCCGCCAACAUCCUGGUGGGAGACAAUCUGGUGUGCAAGAUCGCAGACUUUGGCCUGGCCAGGCUCAUUGAAGACAAUGAAUAUACUGCUCGGCAAGGUGCAAAGUUCCCCAUCAAGUGGACCGCUCCGGAGGCUGCGCUGUACGGGAAGUUCACCAUUAAGUCAGAUGUGUGGUCAUUUGGCAUCUUGCUCACGGAGCUGGUCACCAAGGGCCGGGUGCCUUACCCAGGGAUGAACAACCGUGAGGUGCUGGAGCAGGUGGAGCGGGGCUACAGAAUGCCAUGCCCUCAAGACUGCCCCAUCUCGAUGCACGAGCUGAUGCUGCAGUGCUGGAAGAAGGACGCAGAGGAGCGGCCCACCUUUGAGUACCUGCAGGCCUUCUUGGAGGACUACUUUACAGCCACUGAGCCUCAGUACCAGCCCGGGGACAACCUCUAGGCCCCCUUCAAACCCUGUCUAUCUGGUGGUGGGUGGGGGGGCGGCUCAGGGCUGGGACCACAUUGACCAAAUCCGUACUGUUAAAAAAACUCUUGAACCCUCCUGGCUACGCCUGCAUUUUAGGGAUUUGUGAAGCUUCCUCAGCUCAACCCAGUAUUUUUCGCUUUACACCAAGCCCCAGAAACACAACCCUCAGUCUCUGACACCCCCCCUAUUGCCUGAACUCUGCAACUGCGAUAAUAAGGGAAGCUGAGGGAUGAAGGAUGGACAGAAACAAGUGGGGUUGUGAUAAUGCAAUGACAUACAUGUAUUAACUGUAAAUAAAAGGCUUGUUUUAGAUUAUU